UGGCUUGGCUAAUGAAUAUUUAGUUAAGCCUAAUUAAAUAAUCAAUCAGGCAGGCUGUAUCCCCGCCCCGCCCUGCCCCGGAGGGCCAGAUCCUUAUGCACGCGGGCACGCCUUCAGCCGUCAGCGUCUGAUCACGUUUCCUCAGCAACACGUUUCCUCCUCUGUGCGCCUGGAUGGCUCAGCCGUCACACUCCCCAGGGAGAGAGACACAUAUCAGCUACUGAAUGAGAAAAGUCUCCCAAAAUAACGGUGCUACAAGUCGCCGUCCCAGGGCGGAACACCCUUUCAGCUUAAUGGUUAUUAUCGUUCAUGUGGACUUGUUGAACAACAAGGAACUGCAUCUCAUGAAGAAAGAUAGGUGUUUCCCUCAUCUAUUCACCAGAUGACACAAGAUGGGUUUGAAAGUCCCCCAUUGAUUUGUAUUAAAUAGUACGAGAGGGGAAACAUGGGAGCAUCAUUGUAUCGCUUGAUUGCUUUCUUUGUGGCUGUCGGCACGACCCACGGCCAAACAGUUUGCAACAGACCAUCCUCACUCGAAUGGCACCUGAAACAACUCGCAGUCCAAGUGAAUUGGACUCUCAUAGGAAACAUCUGUACAAGCGUUUCGGAGUGCUGGGAUUCUCAGGGGGGAGACGACUCGAGCGGGCAUCCUUUCAACUUCCCACAGAUAUGCCCACUUCAGCUGCAGCAUGGAGACAAACUGCUGAUGUCUGCUGAUGAAACACUGAAGUCAUAUGGCAUCAGACUCCUCAACGUUUCAAAAUACGACUUUGAAAACUGCUCCACAAGUGGACUGAUAAAAGAUCAGUUCCUUUUCCCCCACAAUAUAAAUGAAAGUGCGCAAGUCGAGGCCAAGUGGCUCGUUCCCGGUCAUCAUUACUUCAUCGCUCUGCAUGAGGGAGAUCCGCAGCUGUGCAAGUUUGGCUUAAGGCUGAAUGUGUCUGUUAAAACGCAACUUUGUCAGGGUUCUCCUCUGCUUCGACUUUGUUCAGGGAGUGGUAUUUGUCAAACAGACCUCUGGGAGGGCGCAUACCACUGUCGAUGCCACCACCAUUACUCUGGGAGGUUUUGUGAAAAGUUUGAUGCCUGUUUGGAUAACCCUUGUGAAAACAAAGGAGUCUGUUUGAGCAAUGGAUCCACAGAUCCAAACCACAGAACGUAUAAAUGUCUGUGUCCUCCACAUUUUACAGGGGUUAACUGCUCCGAAGUCAUCGGGAAAGAAAACUGUGAAAGGGUUUGUGAAAAUGGGACGUGCGUUCGAGUGUUGCCUACGUCCUUCAAAUGCGUCUGUGACACAGGAGUCUCUGGUCCACCUUGUGUGAAGAAGAGCGCCCCCUGUCAUCCAAAUCCAUGCAGAAACGGCGGCUUGUGCGAGGAGAGCCCCACAGGAUUUGUUUGUCAUUGUCCGGAAGGAUUCGGGGGCCUCUUCUGUGACUCCAGAGUUGACUUCGAUUGCAUGUCAUAUUCAUGUCAAGAGGAACAAAUUUGUAAUGCAGGGGAGCGUGCCUCUGAAUGUGUCUGUGCAGAUGGUAAUGUGGUCCCAGCAUGCAGGAGGCAGCAGAACCUGUGCAGCCCAUCACCAUGUCUCAACAAUGCCACCUGCGUGUCCAGGGGAAAUGACUAUGUCUGCAGAUGUCUGAGAGGGUUUUCUGGGAAGAACUGUGAAGAAAUAAUUGACUACUGCAGGCUGCUCAAUAUCAACUGCCUAAAUGAGGGAUUGUGCUUGAGUGUAAUUGGCGGAUAUCAGUGUGUUUGUACCCCAGGAUGGAUCGGAGAGUUUUGUCAAUAUGUGGGCAAUGCCUGUUUGAUAAAACCAAACAGCUGCUUGAACGGAGCCACGUGCAUUACAACAAGUCAGCCGUCAUCUCCCCCACAGUACACCUGCAAAUGCCUCCCCGGCUUCACAGGAACAAAAUGUGAGACUGAGAUCAACGAGUGCGACUCCAGCCCCUGUCAGCACAACGGCACAUGCUCUGAUUUGCUAGGACGCUACAAAUGCCAAUGUCCUACAGGUUUUCUGGGAACGAAUUGUGAAGUCGACAUAGAUGCUUGUGCGCUGCCCAACAACACGUGUCCACCAAAGACUCAGUGUUUGGAUCUCCCAGACGGGCUCGAAUACACCUGCCGUGUCGCCUGCCCUCGAAACUUUCAACCCUGUGCCAACGGAGGACGCUGUGUGUUGAAUAAUGCCAGCAGCUACACCUGUGUCUGUGCGCCUGGUUGGUCCGGUCACAACUGCCGUAUAAAUGUCAACGAUUGUGUUCAACAUCGGUGUCAAAAUGGAGCUACCUGUGUGGAUGGGAUUGAUGGUUACAGCUGCCAUUGUCCCAGAGGAUACACAGGCGUACGCUGUGAAGAGGACAUUGAUUACUGUGUUGGUCAUCACUGCUCUGAACACGGUGUUUGCCUGGACCAGCAGUAUAACUUCACCUGCCGCUGCAUGCUCGGAUUUGAAGGGUCGCUCUGUGAACUGGAAACAAAUGAGUGUAACAGCUUCCCCUGUGCAAGCGGUGCCACCUGUGUGGACCUAAUCAGUGAUUAUCGGUGCCACUGUCCCCCAGGGUUUGAAGGAAGGACCUGCUCUGAGAAUGUAAAUGACUGCUGGCCGCAGCCUUGUCUAAAUGGAGGCUCGUGUAUGGAUCUGAUAAAUGACUACAUUUGUCAUUGUCCUGUUGGAUUCAAGGGGAAAGAUUGCUCCGUGGAUAUUGACCUUUGCUCAUUUGGAAUCUGCAGUGAACACACUUUAAUGUGCACUGAGACCAAGGAUGGGCAUAAUGUGACUUGCACAUGUGAAAGAGGGUUUGGAGGAUCGUUUUGUGAAGUAAAUCUCAAUGACUGCGAGUCAAAGCCAUGCCAAAACGGUGGUGUUUGUGUGGACGGCGUUGACCAAUAUCAGUGCUUCUGCUCAGAGGGGUUUGGGGGGUUGAACUGUGAAAUCAACUAUGAUGAAUGUGUCCAUGGAUAUUGCGCCAAUAAUUCCACAUGUAUUGACCUGGUUGCAGACUAUGAGUGCAUCUGUCCUCUGGGCUUUGCUGAUGUUGACUUCUGCAAGAAUGGAGGAACCUGCUCCCGCAGCUUUACUGGAGAGAUAUACUGUAUUUGCCAUCCAGGAUACCAUGGCAAAGACUGCUCCUCAUCUGUGAACCAAUGUGUGUCGAAUCCUUGCGACCCUGAGGGGACUCUCCUCUGUGAAGAGCUGGCAAAUACUUAUAGAUGUGUGUGUCAACAUGGCUACACUGGGCCACACUGCAAAACACCUAUAAACCACUGUGUCGAUGGCCUGUGUCAACACAGUUCAGUGUGUGUGGAUCUAUCAAGAGGGUUCAAGUGUGAUUGUUUACCAGGUUUCACAGGCCAGUUUUGUGAGAUAAACAUUGACGAUUGUGAAGAACGGCCGUGUGGAGUCCUGAGUAUUUGUAAAGACACUGUAAAUGGCUACAGCUGCUUCUGUGCGCCUGGAUUUAUUGGAAGUAACUGUGAGAUUGAAGUGAAUGAAUGUCUCAGCCAGCCCUGCCGGAAUGGAGGCUCCUGCGUUGAUGAGCUCAACUCAUUCAGCUGCCAGUGUCCUCCUGGAGUCGCAGGGGAUUAUUGUGAAGUCAGCACAGAUGAGUGCACGUCCUCUCCCUGUCUGCACAAUGCCACAUGUGUUGACCUUGCUCAUGGCUAUGGAUGUGUCUGUGCGCCCGGCUUUACAGGUACAAAGUGUGAACUUGACAUUGAUGAGUGUGCUUCAUCUCCCUGCAAGAAUGGAGCCACUUGCAUUGACCAGCCUGGUAAUUACUUCUGCCUAUGUGUGGCUCCAUUUAAAGGUCAUAAUUGUGAGUUCUUACCCUGCGAGGCCAGUAAUCCCUGUGAGAACGGUGCAGUGUGUGUGGAGGAGUUGGAUCAGGACCAUUUCCCUUUAGGUUUCCGCUGUCACUGUCGCCGGGGCUUCACUGGCCCCCGCUGUGAAAUCAAUGUGGAUGAGUGCAGCUCUAGCCCCUGUCUUCACGGCUUCUGCUAUGAUGUUGUAGAUGGCUUUUACUGCCUUUGCAGUCCGGGUUAUGCCGGGCUGAGAUGUGAGCAAGACAUCGAUGACUGCGUGAACAGUUUGUGCAGUCCCAAUUCUGUUUGUAAGGACCUCCAUCUGAGUUAUGAGUGUGUGUGUCAUCCUGGCUGGGAGGGGGAGUACUGCCAACAAGAAAUUGAUGAAUGUUUAUCACAGCCCUGCAAAAACAACGCCACCUGCACAGACCUUCUCAACAGCUACAAGUGUUUGUGCUCACCGGGGUGGACAGGUGUGGACUGUGCAGAGGAUGUGGAUGAGUGUGAUUCUGGGCCCUGUCUAAAUGGAGCUCAGUGUCAGGAGUCAGACAUACCUGGGGAGUUCUCCUGCACCUGUCCCCCCUUCUUCAGUGGCCCCCUGUGCAACCAGCCUUAUGACCCCUGUGACCCCCUCCACAAUCCGUGCCUGCACAACUCCACCUGCUUGACACGCUCCGAUGGAACAGCCUCCUGCAGAUGCCCAGCUGGAUUUGAAGGAAGUUGGUGUGAAAUUGACACCAAUGAGUGUAGCUCAAAUCCAUGCCAAAACCAGGGUGACUGUGUGGACGGGGUCAACAGUUACAGCUGUGAUUGUAAGAUGGGAUUUGCUGGCCAUCACUGUGAGGAAGACAUCAAUGAAUGCACCUCUAGCCCUUGCCACAACGCUGGCAUUUGUGAAGACCUUGUGAACGAAUUCCGCUGCAUUUGCCCUCCUGGUUAUUUUGGAACGCUGUGUGACCUGGAUGUGAAUGAGUGUGAAGUUUCACCUUGCCUACACGAGGGCAUCUGUAUCAACACGCCCGGGGGCUUCAAGUGUGUCUGUCGCCCUGGAUACUCAGGUGCACGGUGUGAAGUUAACAUCGAUGAGUGCGUUUCAAACCCAUGUCAAAAUAGUGGGAGAUGUAUCGAUGCGCCUAAUCGAUACCACUGCUCAUGCCCUGAUGGCUUCAUUGGGCUCCACUGUGAGACCAACACUGAUGAAUGCAUGUCAGCGCCUUGUCUUCAUGGGAGCUGUAAGGAUGGAAUACGUUCCUACUCCUGCCUGUGUGAAUCCGGAUGGACUGGCAGCAGAUGUGAAACAAACAUCGACGACUGUGCUUCCAGCCCCUGUCUGAAUGGAGGCUCGUGUGUGGACCUCACUGAUAAAUAUGCAUGCUUCUGUCAGGACGGUUACACGGGGAAAACCUGUGAGACUGAUGUAGACGUCUGCAAACAGGCCGCUGUUAAUGUCUCGCUGUGUUUCAAUGGAGCCACCUGCCUCGACGGUGAAGGAUCAAACUUUACAUGCAUCUGUCCACCAGGAUUCAUGGGGGAUUUCUGUGAAGUGGAUGUUAACGAAUGUUGCUCAGCGCCCUGCCACAACGGUGCCAUUUGCCAAGAUCUUAUUAAUAGCUACGUCUGCCACUGCAGGUCAGGUUGGACAGGCCUUCACUGUGAGGAUGACAUUAAUGAGUGCCUUCCACCGCCCUGCAACCAGGGGAUAUGCAUUCAGAAUGAUCCAGGCUAUGGCUACACCUGUUUCUGUCGUCCUGGAUUUGUGGGGAAGAACUGUGAGCACAACUAUGAUGAUUGCCUGUCGAAUCCAUGUCCAGAAGCAUUUUCCUGUGUAGAUGGCAUCAACAAGGUCAGUUGCCUGCCUCCUGUUACGGAUGCUGUUCCCUUGACGACUGUAGUCAAGAACAUCACUCGUGGCUCCACACCUAGAGUGCCAACGCCAACACUCAGCCCGGUACCAACAGCUGAGCAAACCACAGAUUCAAGCUACAUUCAGUACUUUGGGAAUUCAUACCUUGAGUUUAAGGGUAUUGACCUCAGCGCACUCAACAACAUCACUGUCAGAUUCCAGACCCAAGUGGCCCAGGGAACUAUAUUUUAUGUGGACCAAGGACCUGCUAAUGGUGAUUUCUUUUUCAUGAAACUCCUCAUCUUGGAUGGGAUCUUACAGUACGCCUUUUGCUGCAAUGAGGAGGAAGAGAUCACACGGAUCAGUACAUUGAUUCGUGUUGAUGAUGGCAUGGUUCACAUUGCUAAUAUCAGGCAGCACCUGACCCCUUGUGAAGCAGAGCUAACUCUCUCUGGUCACGAGAAAAUCAAAAGCUCCGCAAGUAAUUACUGGUUGGGACACAUGAUACAAAGCACAAACCACAUCUUCACAGGCGGUCUGCCACAACAAUACCUACCCAGUCAGAAAGCGAAACCUUUCCACAACUAUACUGGCUGCAUUGAAAUAAUUGAAAUGAAUAACCUGAGGAGCUUUUACACAUCUGAUGCCAUCGAUGGCAGAAACAUUGACCAAUGCAGAUAUACUUGGCAUGUCAUUGAAGCCUCCACGACAAGUUCCUCAACUUUGGAAACUCAAUCAACCACGCCUGACACCAUGAACACAACGACUGUGGCAGCUCCCACACAAACACCAAAACAGCCUGUGUACAAACCUCAGGUCUGCCGCGACGGCGUCUGCCGCAACGGAGGAACAUGUCAUGAGCUGCAGCUGCCUGGUGGAGCUCUGCCUUCCUGUCACUGCCCGCUUCACUUUACUGGAACUUUUUGUGAGAAAGAUACAACAGUAUACAUCCCCUCAUUUGAUGGCACGUCUUAUUUGGAGCUUCAGCCGCUUGCAUUCCUUCUCCAGCCUUCUCUACCUGCUGCUGUCAAGGACACCACUGUUACUCUCUAUUUGACAGUGAAAACAAGAUCUGCACAGGGCACCAUCCUCCACACUCAGGAGCAGAACUUUGGGGAUCGGUUCCUUCACGUGUUCCUUCAAGAUGGAGCUCCUGUUGCUAAACUUGGGUGUGGUGGCGGCCAUGUUUUGAAUGCAGCAGCAGAGCAGAACAUCAACAACAACAGAUGGAUGCCAAUCACAAUCCGAUACAAUCUGCCUGUUGGCAAACAAGGGGGGUCAUGUAUGAUUGAAAUAGCUGCAGAUAAUGGCACAGCCCAGCGUCUCGAGGAGUACGUGUCACCAGCCGUGUCAGAGGGAACCUUUGGUCCCAUAUUUCUUGGGGAUAUGUCGUCCCACUGGGAGAUGCAUGAUGGGAGUGCAAAGGGAGCAAGGAGAUUCAUUGGCUGUAUCAGGGAACUUCAGGUCAACUCAAAGGAGAUUUACCUGGUGGGAGAGGCAGUGAGAGGGAGAAACAUCAAGAACUGUGACCCGCCCGUCUGCCAACACCUUCCCUGUCGUAAUGGAGGGACUUGUGUCAGUGAUGCUGAGGACUGGUUCUGCGAGUGCCCCCCGCUCUACACAGGCCGGCUGUGCCAGUUCAAUGCCUGUGAGCGCAACCCCUGCGGUCAUGGAGCCACAUGCAUCCCAAAGUCGCCACUGGAGGCUGUGUGUCUCUGCCCCUACGGAAGGCAAGGUCUACUGUGUGAUGAACCCAUCAACAUAACUCGUGCCAGAUUCAGCGGGAGUGAUGAGUUUGGUUACACCUCCUUUGUGGCUUAUUCCUCCAUCCCGAGCCUCAGUCUGUUCUACGAGUUCAAACUGAAGUUCACACUCGCCAGCAAUUCAUCCGCUGUGAAAGACAACCUGAUCCUGUUCGCUGGGCAUAAAGGACAAGGAAAUGAUGGCGAUGACUUCCUCGUUUUGGGAAUACGAAAUGGCCGAGUUGUGCAUAAAUUCAACCUCGGAUCAGGCGUAGCCACCAUAGUCAGUGAUCGACUGAACCACCAGAUCAACAUUCACACUGUUACAUUUGGAAGGUCCAAGAAAACAGGAUGGCUGAAGCUUGAUGGACAACGUAACAGGACGGGAUCGUCUCCAGGACCUCUGGUGGGCCUCAAUGUUUUCAACCAGCUCUUUGUAGGUGGAUAUAAUGAGUACACCCCAGAGCUACUCCCUCUUGGCUCCAGGUUCCGGCAUGGCUUCCAGGGGUGCAUUUUUGAUGUGCAGUUUCGCACAAGAAGAGACAGAAAGUUCCAAGUACUGGGACAGCCUGCGGGACAUCCAGCCUUCGGGCGCAGUGUGGGUCAAUGUGGAGUCACGCCGUGCGUUCAUAUUCACUGCAGGAACGGGGGAACAUGCGUGGACUCCGGCUCAUCUGUGUAUUGCCAGUGCCCAUUUGGAUGGAAGGGAGCACUCUGUUCUGAGACCGUGUCUGUGUGUGAUGUCGAGCACAGUCCCCCUCCUCUGUGUGCCCACGGCUCCACCUGCAUCCCUCUCCCAAGUGGAUAUACCUGCCAGUGCCCCCUUGGGACUGCAGGGCUUUACUGCGAGCAAGCUGUGACCAUCAGUGAUCCAUUCUUCAGCGGGAACCUGUCUUCAUGGAUGUCUUUCCCACCUAUGAGCAUUAGACACAGGACUGCUUUGCAGCUGCAGUUCCAGCCGUUGUCACCAGAGGGCAUCCUGGUCUACACUGCACAGCAUCUCAGUGCAAGAGCAGGAGACUUUUUCUGCCUCUCCUUGAAAUCUGGGUUUGUCCAGCUGCGGUUCAAUCUGGGAGACGGCACCCACAUGCUGCAGUCCGUUGGGCGAGUGGACUCGCGCGGCAGGACCUGGCACACGGUGAAGGCUGGCCGAAUUGGACAGCAAGGCUUCCUCAGUCUGGAUAAUGAAGAGGUUAUAGAGAAUGUGACUGAAGGGAUGACCACCCUCGAUGUCGCUACAGACAUCUUCGUCGGAGGUGUGUCCACUCUGAGUUUCGUCUCCACGGAUGCAACCGAAGGGGAGCCAAUGGGCUUCACUGGCGGGCUAAGAGAACUUAUAGUCAACGGUCAAGAGCUUGGGUUAACAGAGGUGGGGGCAGUAGGUGGAGCAAACAUAGGGGACUGGGAUGGGACGGCCUGUGGGUACAAGGUGUGCCAAAAUGGAGGUCACUGCAGGGCAGCGAGUCACUCAUUCACAUGUAUAUGCCCACCACCAUGGACUGGCUCUGUGUGCAACCAGUCUGUCAGCUGUGCAAACAACAUGUGCAUACACGGCUCCUUGUGCGCUCCAUUCAAUAUGACCUCAUACCGCUGCAUGUGCCCCUUAGGACUGGGAGGGAGGUACUGUGACACAGAAAUAUCCAUAGACACACUAAAGUUUGUGGGAAACUCGUUUGUUAGAUACUGGGACCCGAGAUACAACGUGAGAAAUUUAAAAUACACACAGGUUUCUUUCAGCUUCCGCACAAGCUCAAAUGCGAGUCUGAUCAUGUGGAUGGGAAAGGCAGAGCACGAAGAUGACGACUACCUCGCAAUUGGACUCGAGAGUGGCCACCUGAAAAUUGCAGUCAAUCUCGGAGAGAGACUUUCCCUCCCAUUAACUUUCAGAAAUCUUACACUGUGCUGCAACAAAUGGCAUAAUGUCUCCCUAUCACUAAACAGCACUGUCAUUCAGGUGUUCCUGAAUAGUACCAGAAUCCUUUUUGAAGAUGUGGACCCAUUUGAGCGCUAUGUGGCCUUAAACUAUGGGGGUCAACUUUAUUUUGGAGGGUUCGAAUUACACAGAAACAUAUCGGUUGUCACUUCUGGGUUGUUUUCAAAGGGCUUUGAAGGAAAUCUUAAAAAUGUUCAUUUGUUUGAAGAUACCAAACCAGUGCUGUUUCUCAAAAAUAGUGAAGGUUUUAAUGUUCAUGAGGGAAAUGAAUAGUGGUGAAGAUGUAACUCCCUGCAUUUACAAUACCUGGAAAAAAAGCUUCUAUGGUGUUUUAUAAUGCCCUGGUAGUGCUACACACUUGUCUGUAAGGAGACUUGUGUACCACUUGGCAAAAAUUAGGUUCCAGUUUUUUAAGAGAAAGUUCACACUAAACUAUAUUUUACAACAUGCUUCCUCAACACUUCAUAGCUCAGGUUUCAUUUUACUUUUUUAUGGGUUGUGGAGAUUUUACUCAUAUGGGUACAUUGUCUGAAUCAGAACUCUGUAAAAGGACAAAUUUCAACAAUCAAAUAACAUGAAUUCAAGUCCUUUAUGUCUGAUUCCUUGGCAAACACUAGUGUUUUUUUAGAUAACAACUUUACUGUCUAAAAUCAUUGUAAUAGUACAAUUUGAAUCCAGUAUCCAAGUGGUUUUUACCUUUAAUACAAAGACGUGAGAAGUUUUUAUAAUCAACAAUAAAAAAGGAUUAGCUUUAUUACGAACUGUACAUAAACACACAGUGCAAAGGCACACUUCAUCUCUAAUGUAUAUUACAAGCCAAAAUGUACAUACUUUUUCAAAAGGAAGUAAGUUUAUAAAAUAUUUAAGCAAUUUAAAAGAAAUUCAGUUCAGAUGAAAGCAAAGCUGCUGUUUAGAUCCAUCCUCAGUUAAAUGUUUUCUGUUACAUUCAUUCCAAAUGUUUGAACUUAAACUUCUCACCAAAUGGUCCACACAUGUGUUGUAAGUUAUGAGACUGUGAAAACGCUCACUGAUCAUUUGUAGUCAGUACAGCAGCUCAAUAUGAACAGGACAAUAAAAGGUUAAAAAUUUGAAAAUGUUCCAAUACCGAGUUCUUCUUGGUCUGAAAAGAAUCCAUGAUAAUCGUCACAGUCCCAACUGAAAUGAUAUCUCAUUUUGACUGUACUGUCAAUAACAUAAAAUGGAACUUCAAUAAAGGAAAUGGCAUAUAA
Messenger RNA from Seriola aureovittata, 10551 nucleotides. It is a transcript of the gene eys, whose product is annotated as eyes shut homolog. Gene Ontology annotation, molecular function: calcium ion binding. Lineage: Eukaryota; Metazoa; Chordata; Actinopteri; Carangiformes; Carangidae. Gene Ontology annotation, cellular component: protein-containing complex; plasma membrane. The record is from RefSeq and is a predicted model, not a curated record. Gene Ontology annotation, biological process: establishment or maintenance of epithelial cell apical/basal polarity; heterophilic cell-cell adhesion. The transcript is spliced from 51 exons. Bases 446 to 9595 code for a protein of 3049 amino acids.